This is a messenger RNA of Sinocyclocheilus rhinocerous, 530 nucleotides long. Its product is annotated as zinc metalloproteinase/disintegrin-like. The transcript is spliced from 5 exons. NCBI's taxonomy places the organism in Eukaryota, Metazoa, Chordata, Actinopteri, Cypriniformes, Cyprinidae. The coding region runs from base 93 to 530 and encodes 145 amino acids. The record is from RefSeq and is a predicted model, not a curated record.
UCCUCAGCUGCUGUCCGUCUGCCGUGCUCUAUAUUAUGGUCGCGCAGCCGUGAUCCGCUUGGAUCGUCCGUGUGGAUCUCCGGUCGGGCACCAUGUCCACCCGGUACAGCCCGAGGCGUGCGCUUCUGCGCGCGGUCUGCGCGCAUGUUGUGUCCGUGCUGACUGUCUGCUGCGCCGGGGGGCUCUUUACAGCCGCUGCCUAUCCGAAUCAACACGACACGCUGGAGCAUUAUGACAUAAUCGAACCACACCUGCUCAUCGGAGGACAGCAGCGACCAGUUAGUCUCAUAAAGUCAAUGGGUCAUCCUGGAUCACUGAAGGUGCUAAUAGAAGUGGAUGGAGAGCAACUGCUACUUGAUCUGCAGAAAAAUGAAGGGCUGUUUGCUAGUCACUACACAGAAACACACUACCUGGAGGAUGGAAGUGCCGUCACCACCUCACCGAAUGUCAUGCUGGAUGAUCUUGUGUCAAAAGCUUUAGAGAAGAGGUGGUCAAGCGAGGGCCACCGGGAGUGCAGAAACCACCCAUGA